Molecule: messenger RNA, 7308 nt
Organism: Lymnaea stagnalis (great pond snail)
Lineage: Eukaryota; Metazoa; Mollusca; Gastropoda; Lymnaeidae
Source: the annotation of a GenBank genome assembly
AAUGAGAACAUGUGAUAAUCAUGUGACAUUUAAAAAUGGCUUCUUACCUUCAUGCAGCUGCUUUUGCGUUUUGUCUAAUUUCAAGCAUUUCAUAUACUCAUGGAUAUUGCAAUCUGCCUUCUAAAUUUUGGUGUAGCAGUGCAGAAAUUGCAUUGAAAUGUGGGGUAAUGUGUAUUUUCAAAAUUGAUUUAUUUUAGACGGACCCGGUCGUUAGUCUUCAACCUUGCGUGCGUGCAGCUUAGGCUAAUUUUAAUUUUAAUAUCUCCCCCCCCCCCUCCCCGUACGAUUCAGAUAAUUGAUUAAAGUUUUGUAGUUAGGCCAGGCACAGUUUUAUUAGGCAUAAUUAGGGCUUACAGUUUUAUUUUUUUUAAAAAUAGACUUAAUAGGGAUUUAUAUUUGACUGCGGAUAAUUUAGUCAAAAUUGGCCUGGGCACGCAGCGCCGCUAUUCGCACACGGGUUCCAUUAGACUUAGACCAAUGCUAUUCGGACGUUAUUUGUAGUACCGUAUUUUCCGGCGUAUAAGACGACCCCCUAAUUUUCCAGAAAAAAUAUUGGUUUAGGGAUAUACUCGACGUAUAAGACUAUUGUACCUGGCGUGUAAGACGACCCCCAAGUUUUGGCACUAUAAUUUGGGUCUAUAAAGUCGACUUAUAAGCUGGAAAAUACGGUAGUUUAUUUUAGUGAAACUGAAGAAGUAAGUUUACAAACAUAUCGUCCAUUCAAUUAUCUUUCAUUUAAUACCUCAUUUUGUGUUAUAAACCCAUCAAUAAUUUUUUAAAUAGUUUUUUAAAUUCAAACCUCUCACUUCUGGUACCCGGGUGCAAUCGUCACAGCUGGAAAACAAAAAGGUUUUUUUAGCCACACACGUGGCCAUCAAACCCCUUCAUAACUUGUCAUAAGCUAAUUGUAUUUCCUUUAAAUUAAAAAAAAUACAAAGGUGUAAUAAAUCUCUACUGCAACUUACUAACAAGACAAGAGACUUAUUUAAUAUUAGUUAUAGAUCACCAAACAUUGGUGACGGCAAUGCCUGAACUUCCCAUCUACUAAAGUUACUCGACAAAACAUUAACUCAAAUAAUGCACAUUUAAGAAUCCCAAUUUUCGCUACACCCAUUUCCCCCAUGAUACAUUACUGCAUACUUUUUAUUUCACAGCGAUUAACUAUAUUAAUAUUCUAAUGCCCCAACCACUUUUAAACCGAAUAUCUAUUACACCAUACUUAAAUUGAGACGAGACUUAGCGUUUUUUUUUUUUUAAAUAUCAUUUAGCGUAGUUGUCGGGAAUUUUAUUUUGCGCUCUACUGAACUCACUAUUGAACCAUACUUUCUUUCAAACGUAGAGAAUUAUAUGUAAUAUAAUUCAUUUUAUUAAUUAUUUGACAAACCAAUGAUUUAUGUAGCAAAGUCUCUUUAUUAAAUAAAGAACUCCAUUACUAACUACGCCAUUAUUGCUGCUCCUGCUAAAACAUAAGAACAUUAACAACGCCAUUUCUUAUACCCAAAUAUACAUUAAAAAAUAAAAAGCAAUAGCAAAAGCUACAAAAAUAAUCUCAGCACCAAAAAUGCAGAAUAGGAAGCAGUCAGCUUGUUAGGAAGCAGCGGUAAAUGGAUGCAGUCACACCAGAAGCACAAUAUAUAUAUAAGAGAUAAUUGCAGUGACUGAAAGAGCAUAGUUAGUAAUAUUGUAGUAAUUGUGAGACUACUAUUAUUUUUCCUUAUUUAUCUUAUUUUAAUGUUUUUAAUUUUUACAAAUGCUUUUAUGAAAAUCUUUCUGUUCUUCCAAUUGUUUGAAAAUUUCAUUAUGUCUCAAUACUCAUAUGGCUAUGGUACACAAAGUUGAAAAAUCAGAUUGUAAUUCAGUCCUAAGAUCUUCAUCUAUUAGUUGGGAAGUGUGCAACUGAAGAAAAAGUUGACAUACCGGUAAAUAGCAACCUAGAUUCAAGAACAUAGAGAAAUAUUUAUGGUAAAUCAAAGAUUUGAAGAGAAAAAUUGAAACCUUAUCUAUAGUUAAAUCCCUUCUAAAGCAUUUUUUUCCUUCUUGUUUAGGUAUAUGAACAAUGCAAAAGAAAUGAGUGGUCUUUACAGAGGGAUCCAGAGCUUGUCAACAUAACUCUCUACUAUGAAAGUCUUUGUCCUGAUUGCAAGAAUUUCAUCACAAAGAUGUUAUAUCCAUCAUGGCAGAAAGUUGGAAGCAUUAUGAACCUGAAACUAGUGCCUUAUGGAAAUGCCCAAGUAUGGACAUACCUUAAUAUCUAGAUGUUUAAUUUUUUGAUAAUUUCAAAUAUUGAUAUUUCCAAAUGAUUUCUUUUUUUACUGUUCUUAAGCCUUAAAAAUUAAAUUGUUUCAAUGUCAAAACUUUUAUAUUGGGAAAUUUUCAGAUGUUAAAAAAAAUGUUGAAUUUGCUUGUUUGUUUUUUUCUCUACUAAACUGCAAAAGAUUAUAAAAAGUGAUGGACUGCGAUAAAGCUUUAAAAUAUAUUAAUAAGACACGAACAAAUUGUGUCAAUAGAACAAUAUGAGAUAGCUUUAAUAAUAAUUGUACAUUAUACAGAAUUAAACGUUUCGGCACAUGCCUUCAUCAGUACAAACAAACACAACACAUUUAAAUAAGUAUAAAUUAAAUUUACAUAAUGUCAAUAUAUAUAUCCUACCUAAAACAGAAAAAAUAUAGGAGAGGGCGCUUAAACCUGACAAAAACAAAGUAAAGAGAUGUAGAAAGGAAGUGAUUCAAACAUAAUUGGAAAAACCAAACAGGAAAAAGACAUGGCAGCUAAGUAAAACUAUGGAUUUGGUUCAAUCCAUAUGGAGACAACGUACCAAAUCUAGUUAUUAAUUUGUUCUCCAUAUAGAUUCUAUCUGCAGUGUUACUAGUAUAGAGUAUACCAGUAACUACAAUAUCUGAGAUACCAUUAUGGUUAGGGCUAUUGAAAUGUUUGGAGACCGGACAGAGAGCGUGUUUAUUUAUGUUAUAGAGGUGCUCUCUGAAACGGUCCCCAAGGCGACGACCUGUCUCUCCUAUGUAUAGUUUACCGCACUUUUUGCAAAUGAUGGUGUAAAUCACGUUGCGACUUGUGCAGGUAAAGCCAUCUUUUAUUCUGAAUACUCCCAGAGGGAAAGUGAUCGUAUCAGUUUCGAUCACAUAGGGACAUGAGUUGCAACGGCUACGGUUGCAACAUUUUGUGCCUUUAUGUGCUUUAAUAGCAGGGAGGUGGCUUCUAACUAGCAUGUCCCUAAGGCUCUUGUCCCGCCGGAAAGCGAAAAGAGGAGGUUUUCUAAAAAUCUCAUUUGUGACAGGGUCCGCCAUAAGAAUGGAGCGGUUUUUAAGAACCAGAGAGCGAGCUUUUAGGUUGUGGGGAUGAAAAGUUAAGAUAAAUUUAGACCUAUCGCUAGUGUCAGAAUGAGUAGCUUUAAAAGAAGCCUGUCUAGUCAUACCUUUAACUCGAGUGACAGCUGCUUUUAAAAUUUCUUCGGGGUAUAAUCUGCGUCGGAAAAAAUCCAACAUUUCAGACAUUCUUUCUCCAAAAUCUUUUUCAUUACUACAUAGUCUUCUGAGUCUCAGCAACUGAGAAAAUGGGAUGGAGUUUUUACACCAUUGAGGGUGGGAUGAUGAAUAUACUUAUGAAGCUUUAUCUAAUACUAAUUUCAUUAGAUAUCUCACUGGUAAAUAAUGUGUCGUAUGUAUUUUAUUUCCCAAAAAGGAAAAACAAGUGGGAGACCACUGGGAGUUUAAUUGCCAACAUGGAAAAGAAGAGUGUGUGGGGAACAUCAUUGAGGUAAGUAUAUUUGGAGAUGACUUUUUAUUAAUUUUAUUUUGAAGAAAUAGCAGAAAGUCUAACAAUUCUUUAUCUCAUAUUUACUUACAUAAAUUCCUUUGCUCACAGCAUCUGUUUUCUUAUAUUCUUUCAUUUUUUCCACAGACAUGUGCUAUUGUCAUUGUACAGAAAAUUUCUGUAUAUUUCCCUUUCAUCAAUUGCAUGGAAAGCUCGGCAGCCAGACCAGAAGAUUCAGCUAAAGUGGUAUGUACUUUAAUAGGAGUAUUUUUUUAAAAACAUGUAUUGAACCUCAUUUUUGCAAGCUAUGAGUUCCUUUGAAAAAUUUUAAUAUGAAAACACUGUUCAAAUGACUUUAUAAUUUACCAUAAUCGUAACCUCACAAAGCAAGGAAAGAAAUAUUUUUAAAAAUAUUUUAAUUGAAAAUGCAAAUAUCAUUUUUGAGUAUAAAUUUUAUAAUUAACUGAAUUCCCCAUUUAUUUUCAAUUCAAUGAAUUCUUUUUGAAAAUAAUAUUUUUUUUUUUUCAGUGUGCUAAAAGAUUCCCAGUUCCUCUAGAUCAAAUCCUGAAGUGCAGCAAUUCUAGUAUGGGUAACAGCCUGGAACAUCAGAUGGCAGUUCAAACAGAUGCCCUUGUUCCCAGUCAUCAAUAUGUACCUUGGGUUACUUUGAAUGGGGUACAAACAAUGUUUUUGUUUUAUUUUUGUGCAUCACUCUUGACAAUUAGAAUUAUUUUAUUGUUUUGUUUACAUAUUUGAUAUGAAAAUCUUUUAAGAAUUUUAAAGUAACUUCUUCGACAUUUAUGAAUAUUUCUUUGGGGGGGUUGGGGGGGGGGGGAUUAACAUAAGUUAAAAAUAAGGGGGUUGGGGGGGGGGAAUAACAUAAGUUACAAACAACCAUACUGUUAAAGAACUCGCUUAAUAUAUGAUUAUCUUAUGUAAUUUUAUUCCAUCAAUUUUUUAUAUUUUACUCUCCCCACCCUCCUCCUCACUAGUGUGCACCCAGAUACACCAUUCUCUGCAUGUCAUAGUAAUAAUAGCAACAACAUGCUUGUUUAAUGUGUGUAUAUUUCAGCUUACAUAUCAGUUCUUGCUACGCUUUAAGAAUGCAUCUAAUUAUUUUUAAUUGAUUUGUUUCAUAGUUUGCUUGUUUUCCCCCAGGUUCACACUGAGGAAAUUGAAAAAGAAGCUGAAGCUGAUUUGGUCAAGUUGGUUUGUGAUACAUACAAGGUAACUGUAUUCAUUUAAUCACUUGAACUCCGUCACCUGCCCCAAGGUGCCGUGGUAACAUUGUACUCCUCUCAACUGAGAGGUCAGGGUCCAGAUUUGCUUUGGGUCAACAGCAAGAUGAAAUGGACUCAUCAUACCAGUCAGGUAGUUAAUCUUGGGAAGAAAGGAAACAAACUCAUUGUGCUGAAGUCAAAAGACUCCUUCCAAAUUGGUGAGGGAUUAAAAAAAAUAAUGGCAGUCCACUCCAAAUGUAUUAGACUUACCAGUUUACUUUUAACUGCUUCACGAAACAGGGAACACUAUUAUAAAGUUCAACUCUUUACAGUGGCUCAUUUACUUAAUCAUGCUGCACUAAACUUGGAAUGCUAUCAAAAAAAUGUUGAACUCUGUAACGUUGCUUAUUUACUUAAUCGUGAUAAGAUCACGGUAUCAAGAUAUAUUUAAUUUAUUCUAAUGAUAACAGUGUUAACCAUUGGAGUAUUGCAUUUUUUUUUUAAUAUGGAAAUAAUGCAUGCAGAAAAUUUCCCUUAUCUCUCCUAACACUUGGUCACAAGUGGAGAUUCGAUCACAAGUGGAGAUUUUUUUAUCACAAGCAGAGAUUUGAUAACUAAUUGUCAGUUGUAGGAGAAGACGAAAAUAAAAUUGACUUAUGUUAUUAAUUUAUUAAUGGUGCUUCCCUAAUGUCUAUUUUUAACUUGUACACACUCAAAGUUAUGGCAUGGGUUGCAUCAGUGUUAAGUGACAGAAAGUAUUUGCAUCAACGUGUUCAGUUGUUGGUUGUCAAACCUUUUCUUGUUGUUCAUUGUCUGCCGUGACGAAACAUGUUUAAAGGGUUGAGAAGAUUUAUCCUUUCCACAUUUAAAUCGUGGCCAGUCGUGACAGUUAAGAUUUAUUGUUCUGUUCACGGCGGGUCAUGAGGCGGUUGAAGUUCUUAACAUUACCAGGUGUUUCAUUGUCUAUUUCCAGGGCACCAAGCCACCAGCAUGUUCACAAGAUAACAAGUCCCAAGGGCGCUGCAUGGCCUAAUAGGGAAUGAGAUGGUCAUGGCGUUGACCACUUCGUAUUCACAUGAGACGAAGGAGUUUCCAUUUGUUUGUCUCAGUUUUCUUUCCUUACAUUGAUUAUUGGAUUGUAUUCAUGUGACUUUUUAUCCUCUACACAAAAUCAAGCAGAUAAUAACACAGUGACCCUAUACAUAGUAACACCGCAUGCGUAUCUUCUACACAAAAUCAAGCAGAUAAUAACACAGUGACCCUAUACAUAGUAACACCGCAUGCGUAUCUUCUACACAAAAUCAAGCAGAUAAUAACACAGUGACCCUAUACACACAUCCCAUGUGGAUACUAUUUUUAUAUAAUAUUUUUCCAAUUACAAAAAAAUAAACGCACAAUUCUUCUGUGUUCAAUGUGAAAAUUUCAUCCAUCUCCACCCAAAUUAUUCCAAGAUUGUAUUAUAAUUAUAUAGCCCUGAAAAAAAGACUAAAAUUAAGGGUAGUUUUAUUCUUCUUACUUGAAGAAAGAAUGGGUUUAGUUUGUAUUUAGUAUGAACACAGACAUUGCAAUAUACUAUGUAUUCUUAAAUUGGAUUUUUUAAAAAUCUAUUUAUUUACUUGCUGGGGGGGGGGGGGUGGGGGGGGUAAUCUUAACUCAAAAUAGUUUCAACAUAUUUUCUUACAAAAACUGCUUCAAACUGAUGUGAAAUGAUAAUUUAAAAAAUUAUUUUUUCUAACAUUUUGGAACAUCUAUUUAUUUACUUGCUGGGGGGAGGGGGGUGGUGGUGGUAAUCUUGACUCAAGAUAGUUUCAACAUAUUUUCUUACAAAAACUGCUUCAAACUGAUGUGAAAUGAUAAUUGAAAAAAUUAUUUUCUCUAACAUUUGGGAACCACUACUGUGAUUUGAACCACAUGUGGGCAUUUGUUACAAUGUUGUGGGUUGUAACAUAUAAAGCAUCUUCAUUACUUUCCCUUCAAUUCUUCUACAGUCUACAUGAUUUGUAUUCAGUGUGAUAUGGAUGUAAAUGAACCAGUUCUCAACAAAAAUUUCAUUGGACACUUUUGUUUUUUUUUGUCCAUUUUAAAAUUUUUAAUAAAAUAAAGAAUAUCAUACAUUUUUUUGUCUCCUUUUAAAAAAAAAAACUUCAUAAAAAGCAGUGUAUGUUUCUGUGUAUAUCAUAUAUAUGUAUUAUAUUCAACUAGUUAUAGCUCGCCCAAAAAAUGGUGGCCGCAAGGCGAGAACUUCCCAUCUACCAAGUCACUUGACAAAACGUGCAUUCAUGUAACGCACUUUAUAAGAAUACCAGUUACUUACUGACAC